AACGAGGAGAAUUUCUAGUAUUCAUGUAAUAAAUGAAAAGAAAAGGUUGAGCCUGAUGUUGUUCCUCUCGAGCUUUCCAGUCUGGAUCAGCUGAUGAUCUCAGGUUACCAGCAAGUGUUUCAUCUAAAUGCUGGAGCCUUUGAACAGGCUGACGGCUGCUGGAGGACCGUGACUGGGAGCCACCAGCCAGGCCGGGUUUCCCUGCUCCUGAUCGCCACAGCUCCACUGCUGCAGGUUCCAUAUCAUGGGGAACCUUCUGAAAGUUCUGACAUGCACAGAUCUGGAACAGGAGCCCAACUUCUUCCUCGAUUUUGAAAAUGCACAGCCCACAGAGGCGGAGCGAGAGGUGUGGGGGCAGGUGGACGGCGUGCUGAAGGACUCGGAGGCCAUCCUGGACGAGCUGCAGGCCUAUAAAGGAGCCGGCCAGGAGAUCAGAGAGGCGAUCCAGAAUCCCAGCGAUGAGGCGCUGCAGGAGCAGGCGUGGGCGGCGGUGGUCCCUUUGGUGGGGAAGCUGAAGAAGUUCUACGAGUUCUCCCAGAGAUUAGAAGCGGCGCUGCACAGCCUCCUGGGAGCUCUGACCAGCGAGACUUACAGCGACUCCACUCAGCACCUGGAGCGGGAGCAGGCGCUGGCCAAGCAGUUCGCCGAGAUCCUGGACUUCACUCUGCGCUUCGACGAGCUGAAAAUGACAAAUCCUGCCAUCCAGAACGACUUCAGCUACUACAGGAGAACUCUGAGCCGGAUGAGGAUCAACAACGUUCCGGCCGAGCUGGAGAACGAAGUGAACAACGAGCUGGCAAACCGGAUAUCUCUGUUCUACGCCGACGCCACUCCCAUGCUCAAGACGUUGAGCGACGGCACAACCAAGUUUGUAUCAGAGAACAAGAACCUGCCCAUCGAGAACACCACAGACUGCCUCAGCACCAUGGCGAGCGUGUGCAAAGUCAUGUUGGAAACGCCGGAAUACCGCAGCCGCUUCAUCAACGAGAGCACGGUGUCCUUCUGCCUCAGGGUCAUGGUCGGGGUGAUCAUCCUCUACGACUACGUUCAUCCUGUCGGAGCUUUCGCCAAGUCCUCUAAAAUAGACAUGAAAGGCUGCAUCAAAGUUCUGAAGGAUCAGCCUCCCAACAGCGUGGAAGGCCUUCUCAACGCUCUCAGGUACACGACCAAACAUCUGAACGACGAAUCCACAAACAAGACGAUCAAGAGCAUGCUGCAGUGAGGCGGCGCUGCAGCCGCCGCGGGGAAACGCCACUCGCUGACCUGACUGAUGUCGCUGCACAGAAUGUCCUUUUUAUGUUUUCAGUCUUUUAUUUUUGUUGUUAUUUUAGUCGAAAAAGAGCUCCGCCCUUUUUUUUUGUUUGUUUUAUACUGCAAAAUGCUACUGCCAUCAUCUUUCUGUGCCAAACCGACGUCGCUGCCUGGGAUGUAGAAGGCCACGUGACGACGGCAGCUGAGCAAGGCAGCGCUGAUGUUUUUAAAUCUUGUUUUUCCCUGGUUCAGGGACGGGAGAGCUUGGACUUGAAAAAUUCAGAGAGAUAUAAAUAUAUAUAUAUAUUAUAUAGAAGUAUAUAUUUUUGUUUGAUUGGUUAUUUAAUUACAUCUUCUGCAUGAUGAACAUGUCUUUUCCUUCUAUUUAAAAAAUGAAUGGUUUAAUUUGUCUGCUCUGUUGUGCAUUCUCAGAUGUGUUUUUGAGAUGGUACUUUGCAAAUGAAAUUAGGAGUACUGUUUUUAUAUUUUUUACUGGUUUUAAUUUGUGCGUUUUGUCUUUUUUUUAUUAUUCUGUUUUUUUUUCAUUCAUUUGUAAACUUUAAACUGUGAUAUGUGCAGAAUCAAAUUCAAAUCUGGAGUCUGUACUGUAAACGUGCAGUUUGUUGUGGCCUGGAGACAUAAAAGGAGAACUCGUUUUCUA
This is a messenger RNA of Oryzias melastigma (Indian medaka), 1912 nucleotides long. RefSeq names its product family with sequence similarity 49 member Bb (gene cyribb). Lineage: Eukaryota; Metazoa; Chordata; Actinopteri; Beloniformes; Adrianichthyidae. The transcript is spliced from 12 exons. Bases 245 to 1222 code for a protein of 325 amino acids. The record is from RefSeq and is a predicted model, not a curated record. Gene Ontology annotation, biological process: positive regulation of T cell activation; regulation of actin filament polymerization. Gene Ontology annotation, molecular function: small GTPase binding.